AUGCUUUCCGCUACUCUCAUCACAGCCGUGUUUGUUGCCCGAGUCGCCGCAGAGAGUCAAUCCGCCGUCGCCCUCACUCCUUCCAAUGGCUGGUACGGUGUCGAUGGAAACUGGUCGGCAAUCGAGCUCCAGGUUGGUACACCCGGUCAGACUGUCAAUGUUCUCCCGAGCACGUCACUGUCUGAGUUCUGGGUCAUCGGAGCUGGUGGCUGCGACGCAAACGGCAGCCUUUGCAAUAGUGCUAGAGGUGGCGUCUUCGAGAUGGCCGGCUCCAAAUCUUGGAGUUCUCUAGGCACAUGGCAGCUUGGCUUCGACUAUCUCAACAACGGUGGGAAUGGUGAUUAUGGACUGGAAACCCUCUCAGCCACUCUGUUGGAGGGUGAUGGAUUAUUGAGUAUGGACAACAUCAUCACUGCGUCAAUCAACACCACUAGCUACUACCUUGGCUUUCUCGGCCUCGGCGUCACCAAAGGGAGUUUUGGCAACCGGGUAGCAGAGUCGCCCUUCUCUCAAGCCGUCAAGAAAUACGGUCGCAUCCCCAGCUACAGCUACGGCUACACUGCUGGAGCUCACUACAUGGGCGUCUCUGGUACGCCCUGUUCUCUGACUCUAGGAGGCUACGACGAGAGCCGAUUCAUACAGCACAACAACGAGUUCUCCCUGGAUCCCAGCGAUGGACUACCUCACGCCCUCGUCCGUGCCAUCGAGGUGACAACCGGUCAGGAUAAGGUGCUGCCCGGUGGUUGGAACACCAGCACUCGCAUUCUGUCCGACAUGUCGACUUCUUUCAUCGCCAUGAUCGACAGCUCGACUCCCUAUCUUUGGCUGCCGGACGCUAUUUGCGACCAGUUUGCCCAAGCUUUCAACCUGACUUACAAUAGCACAUUCGAGCUGUACACACUCACAGAUGGCCAGUACACCGACUUCAAGUCUGCCUCCUCGUCCUAUUCAUUCACCUUCUCUUUCACCAGCCAAGACAACAGCGACGAUUUCGGCCACCCGCUCACUGUCCCCGGCGUCGUCAACAUCACCAUCACUGCUGCCGCCUUCGCCCAGUCCCUGCGGUACCCCUUCCAGAGCGACGCGAUCCAAGACGGCGACCCUGCCGUUCCUUACUUCCCUCUGCGACGAGCAUCCAGCCUGACGGACACCUUCAUUAUUGGGAGAUCGUUCCUGCAGGAAGCCUACCUCAUCACCAAGUACGACACUGGCGUCUUCUCUCUCCACCAGGCCCUCUUCCCGGACGAGCCACUAGAGUCUGUCCAGCUCCGUAACGUGGCACAACCAAACAACAGCACCUUUCCGCCACCGUCGAACCUCCAUGGGGGCCUCUCGACGGCGCAGAUGGGUGGUAUUGCGGCGGGAGCGACCGCGGGCUGCGUCAUCAUGCUCGCUUGCUGGUACCUCUAUCGCCGCCAGAAGAAGUCGAGGGCAAACAUCAGAGCAUUGGAGGAUGCGAAGGAUGCCGCCUCAUCGAUCAUGCCGGAGCCACCCAAGAGACCGGUGACCAUGGUAUUCACCAAGAUACUUGGCAAGAAGAAGGCCAAAAGAGCCUCCGCGCAUGAGGUUAUGGGCAGCUCUUCCCACCCUGCCGAGGUGGGGGCUGACGCCAACCACGCUCUAUACGAACUGCCAGUUUUGGCGAACCCGACAGAGCUGGGCGGCGACGACUGUAAGUCAGCACUUUCACAUACAGAUUUAGAAGUGGGCGGCAGGUACAGCAGCAUGGGCCCAUUUGACGUGGGAACAAGAAACGUAGAAAUUCGUCUCCAAAGCCCCGUGCCGGCAUAUAGCCCGCCCGGAACCCCAGCAGCCUUCCCGCCCUCAGAGAAAUUGUUACGGGACACGAGCCCUGCUGCAACCUCUAGACCCGAAGAGUAUCGGUCGCUGCCGUCUGUAUCUCCAACAUCGAUUCGCGGGUCACUCCCGUCACCAUUGAGCUUCCGCUCAGGGGAAUGGACGAACCGCACGUCGGAUCUCCUGUCUCCCUGGAUGGAUGGCCAGUCGUUGCAUGAGCCGGCUUUCACGGGAAACAACGCCGAAAACCCCUUCCUUUAUCCCGUUUCUCCCGAGAGCGAGGUCUUCACGUCAAGUACCGCAAACUCCUCAAACAUGCCGCCGCCCAUUCCGGUCUCCGUUCUACCUACAUCGCCCCUUCCGACUCACCGCAGGGCGCCGCCGAUGGAAUUCACAAACGUGAUUUGCUUAGGCCCUUUGCCAGAUAACAUCGCCUUACCAGCGCCGCCGGCGAGGCCUCCGAGACCCCCUCCACCGGCGCCCCCCCCAGUGAUCCCCGACGUUGCGGUUUCCGAGAUCCUCGCCGCGAACCGCGCCUCGACCGACACCUUGGGAAGCAACUGGACCGAGUUCGAGGAGGAAUUGAUUGCGCAAGAGAUUACGAGGCAAGAGAGCCUCCGGGAGCAGGUCAGGAACCAGGACUUGGAGCCGAGCUCACCGCUCAGCCUGCACCGCCUCGACGGGACUGAGUUGAUUCACAUUCCCCAGCCAGCGGAACGACGUUACAGCUGGGAGAAUUGA
This is a messenger RNA of Colletotrichum navitas, 2538 nucleotides long. Its product is annotated as eukaryotic aspartyl protease. The coding region runs from base 1 to 2538 and encodes 845 amino acids. The transcript is spliced from 4 exons. Lineage: Eukaryota; Fungi; Ascomycota; Sordariomycetes; Glomerellales; Glomerellaceae. Gene Ontology annotation, biological process: proteolysis. Gene Ontology annotation, molecular function: aspartic-type endopeptidase activity. The record is from RefSeq and is a predicted model, not a curated record.